UCUUUCCUGUAAACACUUUCAGUUUCAUAAGUCAGGCAGGAGGGCAGCUGUGCUCAGCACGGAGUUAGAGCUUCCUGAGUCCUCUCUGUUACAGUGUUAGAGAUCAGGGUUCAAAUCCAUAUUUGGAGAAGAGUGUGAACAUUUUUGCGGCUUUGAAAAAAAAAAGAAAAACUUAACACUUUGCUGCCCUCUGGAACUUGAUUACACUGUGUGUAUUCUGAUUAGAGUGGCUGUAAUAUGCUGUAAAAGCGACGCUGCCACCUACAGGAGGACCAUCAGACUGCAAGGCGAAGGUGAACUGCUGCCAUCAUGGCACCUUCCACACAUUUCCUUCUGCUCCUGGUGGCUCACAGUGUUUCAGCUGUUCACAGAGAUUCUACCUGUACCACGUCCACACUGUCCACUUCAGUCCUUUACAAAAUACCAAUAACACUGAGCUCACUGCAGCUGUCCUGACUGAUGGAGAGAACAUGGUUUCAGAAUGGAUGGAAGGAUUCUGGAGUAGAACAAGAAUGAAGAAGCAGAGAGUUCCACAUGAAUCUGAAGUUUUUAUUGACCUUCUGGAGAUCAGCUAUAAUGGUCCUGGUGACAUAGUAAAGAGACAUGACUGUGAGGUUGAGAGAUCCUCUAGUGGAGAUGUGACCUUACUGAGCACUACAGCUGAAUACAGACUCAAUGGAGAGGUCAUCCUCCACUUUAAUGUGGACACCGUUCAGUGUGUGGUGCUGGACAGUGAGUUCCUUCCAGUUGAAGUAGUGCGAACCAGUCCACCCAGCCUCAGUCAAAUCUACAAGGAUUAUUUGGUGCAGACGUGUAUGGAGGAGCUCCUCAGUUACCUGGAUCACCAUGAGAAGGACAGCAGAAGAACUGAUGUGACACCAAGUUCUGAAGAUGAGGAGUUCAUUUCUGGAUACACAGUGCUUCUCUUGUGCAUCACCGUUUGGGUGUUUUGGAGAGAGAGAAACAGGGAUCCGUACAGAGAAGAGGGUGUAGUCCAAUUGAGUGGACACAGCCCCGUUUGACCUGUCAUUCUUCACUGAAUGGAUUCAUUCAAUUAUUUUCCGCAUUAAGAAAAAGAUGAGAAAAAGAAAAGCUGGGAAGACUCCAGUUAAAAGUGCUUACAGAGACGAUUUAAAUGUGAUGGUGAAUGACGAUCAUGAUGGACGAGAUGCAGACCGAACUGACAGAAGAUCUGUUGCUUCAAUGGACAUUCCUCUAACUUUGGGGAGAUUCGCUGCUUCAAUGGACAUUCCUCUUACUUUGGCUGGUCAAGAUGAUGACUGUGGUCAGAUAAGGAUGAUUGUGGUCAGUAAGGACAGACUGACUCGGACUGCGAGACUGAUCACAGCUGGAGGGCAGCUUGGAUCUAGAACCAUCUCUCUCCCUGCAUUUGAGAUGCAGGGAGAGGAAAGUGACCACAGGGCUGAAACAAAUCCCCAGGAUCCUUUGCUGCUGGCACUGAUAGAAAGAUUUGCUGCUUCUAUGGAUAUUCCUCUGACUCUGGCUGAGAAUGAUGAUGGUCAGAAGCUCAGUGAGGAUGGACUGGCUCAGACUGCAGGACUGACCACAGCUGGAGGAAGAUGGAAUUUCAUCAAUGUCUCUCUGCCAAAUCUGGAGAGAAUCGACUCCUCUGACUCUCAGUGAGAUGAUUCUCAGCUGUACAGCUACACCUGAACAUCACAUCUCAGAGAAGAUCCUCACAGUCUAUGUCUUAAAUUCAAAGCAACAAAUCAGAACACACACACACACAUACAGUACCUAAUAUACAUACAUGCAUACAAAAAACAGUAUCAGAACCUUCACAAUAUAUCCAAUAUCAUGUCAAGUUAUAAUAUAUAUUUAUCAUUGUGUUUGACAUCAAAAAGACAAAGUCAGCUACAAAGUCAGCUGUCAUUUCACCCCAGACAGAAAACGUCAGUAAGAACCCGUCACUCCACACAGCUGUGAUGUUAACUUGACUUUGAAGUUGUGAAGAACAGCCUUUAUGACCACUGCAGCCUCUUUGGAAUAAGCCUUUAUAAAUGUUUAUGAAGGUUUAUGUCAGCUGCCUUGAAAGGCUUAUGCAAGUUGACACGUAGCCUUAUGAGCACUGACCUACAGUACAGUGUUAUAUUUUAUUUUACACUAAAAGGAAAAAUAAACUAAUCUAAUCUAAUCAAGCAUAAUAGAGUCGUUUCCUGUGCUGACUGAUGCUGGAUGGACGAGCAGUGCAGUUCAGUAUGUUACUCAGUACUCAGUAUGUAAAUGACUCUAAAUUACAGCUUUGUUUUUUACAGCAGUCAUUAUUUUAUGACGUGGCUGCAGAUUUUUAGCCGAGCAGGAGGACACGUGAUAUAACAUGAAGGUGCUGCCACCGGUCAGCAACUUCCAGCACGGCUGAGUCUCUGAGCACCACUCGGUGUCUUACUAGCAUUCAGUUAAAUCCAGAACCAGACCAGGAAAAGCUGUAGUCUUUCACAUGCAAGUUUAUUCAGUGAAAAUUAUCACCAAAUUAAUCAGCUCUGCUACAAGCUGUAGUCUAUAGUUUGAGCAUGUUAAAACAUACGAGGCAAAAUGAUCUCGUUGUCUGAUUUAAACACUACAGAGUAGCUUAUCGGUCUCUCGUUCUUCUCCUUUUUUUGGAUGAAAAGUGUUUAAUAAUGUCCUGUUUCUUAAAAUGUCACUGUUAUUGCAUUUUGGCUUCAGGAUCAAACUGGUACACUAACUGGUGAUGAUGUUGAGAUGUCAGUGAAUUCAAAACUCCAUUAUUUUGGGACUCUUUUUCAUCACAGUCUGCUCUCAUACUUAAUUUCCUUUUUGACCAUAUAAUUUUUGAGCUCUGUUCUUUUAAAUUUAAGCAGCUGGCUCCAACUCAGAUGUGUCUGAUACAGAGGCCAAUCAGCAUCAGAACUGAUAUUUUGAAUUAAUCCAGCCAAUCAACAGUCAUGGAAGUGAACAUUGUGUAAAAAGAUAAUCAGUGAUGUGUGUGUGUGUGUGUGUGUGUGUGUGUGUGUGUGUGCGCAAGUUGAAUUAAUAAAUAUCAUAAAAAAAACACCAAAACAAAACGAAACAGCCAAUCAGGCCCUGAAUUAAGCCCAGAUAGGCCUGUGCAUUAAAUCAACUUCAUCGGGCCCUUUGUUGAUAAGAUUGGUGAUUUGCUCUGUUCAGAUAACCUUCUAGCAGAUUCUGCAUUUGUACUUAACCUCAUAUUUCAAUAUUAUAUACUAUAUUCCUGUAUCUCUGUAUACAUUGCAGUCUGUA
This is a messenger RNA of Colossoma macropomum (tambaqui), 3240 nucleotides long. RefSeq lists its product as uncharacterized. The record is from RefSeq and is a predicted model, not a curated record. NCBI's taxonomy places the organism in Eukaryota, Metazoa, Chordata, Actinopteri, Characiformes, Serrasalmidae. Bases 1078 to 1644 code for a protein of 188 amino acids. The transcript has 15 exons.